Helianthus annuus (common sunflower) is the source of this 2424-nucleotide messenger RNA. RefSeq lists its product as uncharacterized. Gene Ontology annotation, molecular function: catalytic activity. Lineage: Eukaryota; Viridiplantae; Streptophyta; Magnoliopsida; Asterales; Asteraceae. Bases 1 to 2424 code for a protein of 807 amino acids. The record is from RefSeq and is a predicted model, not a curated record. The transcript is spliced from 7 exons.
AUGAAUUUCCUUUCUUUGAAUAUCAGAGGUCUUGGGGAGGGGGUUAAAAAUAAAGCGGGGUGGGUUAAAGAGAUAAAAAGAGAGAAUGGGAUUGAUUUCAUGGCUUUGCAAGAAAUACAAUUCAGUGACAUUUCAGGUAUAGAGUUUGAGAAAUUUUGGGGAACGGGCAAAUUCGAGAUGGAUCACGUGCCGGCGGUCGGAAGAUCUGGUGGAGUUGUUAGUUUAUGGGAUCCAAGCGUUUUUAAGGUACAUGAUUCUAUCAAGCAUCCUAAUUUUUUAUUAACUAUGGGGGUUAUUAAGGGGAUUAAUAGAGCUAUUAAUAUUAUUAACGUGUACGCUCCGCAAAAAGUCCCUCUAAAAAAGGCUCUGUGGGAGGAUAUUGGGGUGGUUUUGGGGAGUUAUACGGGUUGGUGGGUGAUUAUGGGGGACUUUAAUGCGGUUCGUUUUAUGGAAGAAAAGAGGAAUUCCAAUUUUAAUAAAAACUGUGCUUCUAAUUUCAAUGAGUUUAUCUUCGAAAAUGGGUUGAUAGAAUAUGAUUUGAAAGGUAGGAAAUUCACUUAUCAUAAAGACAACAGUAAUAAGCAAAGCAAGAUCGAUAGAUUUUUGGUUUGUCAUGAUUUUUUCAACGCUUGGCCGGUGGCUUGCCUUAGGGAGUUACCAAGGGUUCACUCGGAUCACUGUCCUCUUGUUUUGAGUUGCUCGGAUAAAAACUUUGGCCCCAAGCCAUUUAGGUUUUUCAACUCCUGGUUGGAGAGGAAAGAUUUCGACGAGGUGGUGCAAAAAGCAAACGACUCUUUUAUAGGGAACGGGGAACCUGAAGUGGUCUUAAUGCAUAAAUUCAAGGUGAUUAGGGAGGAUAUUAAAAAGUGGAAAAAGAAGGACGAAGUUUCAGAGGAGAGAAAGUUGUUAGAAGAGGAGGAGUGGUCUAAGGUGGAAUGCUUGAAAGAUUUAAGGGAGCUCGAAGGAUACAAAAUUAAAGAUCUCAAACAAAGAGCUAGAAUUAGAUGGGAUUUGGAAGGUGAUGAAAACUCGGCUUUUUUUCAUGGGUAUAUAAAUAGUAGAAGAGCUCUUAACAAUAUCCCAGGUCUUAUGGUAGACGGAAAGUGGAUUUCAAAACCAUCCUUGGUCAAAAGAGAAAUUAUGCACUUCUUCAAAAAGGCUUUCGAGGAAAAAACCAAAGACAGACCAAGACUCAAUUGUCACAUCAUUAGGCGUCUCUCAGAGGAAGACGCUGCGAUUUUGACGGUCCCGUUUAGGAACGAAGAGAUCAAAAGUGCUGUCAAAGGUACUAUUGAGGCGGGGUGUAGCUCAUCUUUUAUUACUCUUAUUCCAAAAAGCAAGGAUCCGGUGGGGUUGAGAGACUAUAGGCCUAUUAAUCUAAUUGGGGUGAUAAGCAAAACUAUUUCUAAGAUUCUUGCUAACCGCCUCAAAAAGGCGUAUGAUAAUGUGAAUUGGAGUUUUCUUUUGGAUAUUAUGGAUCAAAUGGGUUUUCCUAAUUUAUGGUGGCUCGAAGGGGUGUUAAAAGGAAUUCAAACUCCUAAUAACGGUCCGGUUAUUUCGCAUCUUUUGUAUGCGGAUGAUGCUCUGUUAAUCGGGAAUUGGGAUAGGGAAAAUGUGGUAAAUGUGGCCAGAUGUUUAAGAAUAUUCUAUUUAUGUUCUGGAUUAAAAAUCAACCUUCUUAAAUCUAACUUGUACGGAUUGGGUGUGGAUAAUAGCGAGAUUACGGAAAUGGCUAAGGUGAUCGGGUGUAACACUGGUAAUAUUCCGCUUACAUACUUGGGGAUCACGGUGGGGGCUAAUAUGAAUAGAAUUAACAGUUGGAACCCGAUAAUCGAGGUUUUCAACAAAAGGGUUGCGGAUAGAGUUCAAGGUAAUGAGGGCUUUUCUUGGCAUUGGUCUAGACUUCCCGAAUCCGAUGACGAGCUUAAAGAAUGGCUGGAAUGUCUAGAGGUUCUCAACAUGGUGAGGCUUUUCAACGAUAAGGAUUCGUGGUACUGGAAUGACGGUAGCCAGGAUAGUUUCUCAGUGAAGUCUGUCAAAAAGGCUUUAAUUAUUGAGAGAGGUCAUUGCCACCUUCCUAAUUUUGUCUGGUGUAAAUGGGUGCCUCUCAAAUGCAAUGUUAUGGCUUGGAGAGGUAAUUUGGAUAGGCUAGCAACAAGAGUUAAUUUAAGGCGAAGGAAUGUGGACAUUACAUCGGUUUUGUGUCCUUUUUAUGAAGAAUACGAGGAAACGGUGGAGCAUUUAUUUACUGCAUGUUUGGUUGCUAAUCGUGUGUGGGCGGCUUUCAGUACGUGGUGCAACAUCCCUCCUAUUUUCGCCUUCGACUUCAAAGAUAUUCUGGAUACUCAUAAUCAUAUCCAGGCUGGUAAGAAAUCGAAGAAGAUAAUUUACGGCUUGAGUAAACUUCCAUUUUGCUCCAUGUAG